ACGACUGUGGCCGAAACGGUAGACGCGUUCUGCAAAUUACAUGGCCCUAGGGGAGUUGGAAACGCAGCAACCUACAACAUCACAACCAGCGCUUGGACAAUGACGAAUCGCCUGUUCCAUCUGGCCGCGGAUGGACUUGGUCCAGCUACCGCAGAUGUGGGCAGAAUGUGGAACGAAGGGUUGGCUUUCUACGGCUGGCUUUUCUACCUCUCCAAAUUCUACGAAAUCAUUGACACCUUGAUCAUCCUGAGCAAGGGAAGGAGGAGCAGCCUUCUGCAGACGUACCAUCAUGCGGGAGCUAUGUUGUGUAUGUGGGCAGGCAUCAGAUACAUGUCUCCGCCCAUCUGGAUGUUUGUCCUUGUCAAUUCUGGUGUUCAUGCCAUCAUGUAUACUUACUAUCUCGUCUCUGCGCUCGGCGUUCGUGUCCCCAAAUGGUUCAAACGAGCCUUGACCACGCUCCAGAUCUCCCAAUUUGUGGUUGGAUCAGUGUAUGCCUCUCUGCACCUGUUCAUCUCCUAUCAGAUUCCGGUCAGCGUGCCUUACAUCUACCACCUUGGUGGCGUUGCGUCAAAGCUUGCGACUGGCGUGAACAGCGACAUUUCUGCUACCGCAUCGAGCGCAAUUGCUACGGCAUCCGCCGGGGUUGGAUCGUGGUUGAAGAAAGCUGCGCUGCGUGCUGCAGGUUACGAAGGUCUAGCAGAGAACGUCCUCAAUGAACAAGGCCAGACUUUCGGAAUCGACGCAAUUCAUGCUGCGGAAGAUCUUGUCGCCAGAGAAGAGACACGAUACAGAGAUGAGGUGCAAUACGUGCACUGUCUAGACACCAGUGGACAAGUCUUCGCCAUUUUGCUCAACUGCAUGUAUUUCCUUCCACUCACCUGGUUGUUCGCGCAAUUCUUCGUCACCUCAUACAUCAAGCGUACCGAGCGAAGACGAAGCAGCACCGCAAGCGAAAAGGCCUACGCUGCAAGACAAAGUCUACAAGAUGCAUCCAAGGGUCUUGCUCGCAGACUCAGUGAGGCACUCGACGAAAUGCAUCAGGUGACGGAGGACAUUGGAGAGGAAGAUGCGGUCAUCGACGGAGAUGAGGUGAAAGCUGAAUUGCGUGACCUGGCUGACCAAGCCAAGAGCACGUAUCAGAAAGGCGUCAACAAGGCCAAGGAGACCAUGUCCAAAGUUGAUACUGGCAAGGUGAAAGAUGAAUUUCAGCGCGACUUGCAAGCGAUUAAGGAGAACUUGCAGGAAACCGCUGAAAAGGCAACAAACGCAAUCAAGAGCAAGACUGGUUCAUUAGACGAAGUCAAAGAGAAUGUGGCCCAAACAGUCAAUAAGACAGUAGAUGCGGCCAAGCAGGCUGGGUCGAAGGCUUCAGAAACUGCGCAACAGACCGCCGAUGAUGUGAAGAAGACUUCGGGAAAGGCAAAGAAGAGAGCGGCAGCCGAAGCGAAGAAGACCUCGGAGCAAGCCAAAGACAAAGCAGCAGAGGCUCCGGAAGACGUGAAGAAGUCUACUGAGAACGCCAAGGACAAAGCAGCCGAGGGUGCUGACAAAGCUUCGAAGAAGGCAGACGAAGCCGCUGAACCAAAGAAGUCCCCAAACGGAAAUGGCACAGGCGGCGGAGAGGAGUCUAUAUAUGCGACGAACCAAGGUGAAGAGACGGCCAAGGUCGAAGAGGGAAAGAGCUUUGCAGAUGCCGUCAAGGAGGACGAUGGGCCGAGAGGUUUCGCUGAUUAAGCAAUGAUGGGGCUGACUUCCCAGGAGGUCGUGUCGUCAAGAACGUCCAAGCAUGUACAUCUUAUCAUUCGAGCUGCGUUAUGCUUCCCGGGCAUCACUGCUUCAGUUGAAGCAUGUUGACUGCUUGUGGAAAUCGGAGAUUUUCCUUUCGUCGGAUACCCAGGAUGGUCAAGCGAUGGCGAUCGGAGGACUACAGGCGGAUAACUCAGAUUAGGUAGACAGUACUGUAGUUCCAAUUUUGACACCAAGUCAAUUCAGAUUAACUGCA
This is a messenger RNA of Exophiala viscosa, 2002 nucleotides long. RefSeq names its product GNS1/SUR4 family-domain-containing protein. NCBI's taxonomy places the organism in Eukaryota, Fungi, Ascomycota, Eurotiomycetes, Chaetothyriales, Herpotrichiellaceae. The annotation marks the transcript as partial. Gene Ontology annotation, molecular function: fatty acid elongase activity. The transcript is spliced from 2 exons. Gene Ontology annotation, biological process: very long-chain fatty acid biosynthetic process; sphingolipid biosynthetic process; fatty acid elongation, monounsaturated fatty acid. Gene Ontology annotation, cellular component: endoplasmic reticulum membrane. The record is from RefSeq and is a predicted model, not a curated record.